Sceloporus undulatus (fence lizard) is the source of this 1683-nucleotide messenger RNA. RefSeq names its product G protein-coupled receptor kinase 1 (gene GRK1). The coding region runs from base 1 to 1683 and encodes 560 amino acids. The record is from RefSeq and is a predicted model, not a curated record. NCBI's taxonomy places the organism in Eukaryota, Metazoa, Chordata, Lepidosauria, Squamata, Phrynosomatidae. The transcript has 7 exons. Gene Ontology annotation, molecular function: ATP binding; G protein-coupled receptor kinase activity. Gene Ontology annotation, cellular component: cytoplasm. Gene Ontology annotation, biological process: protein phosphorylation; signal transduction; regulation of signal transduction.
AUGGAUAUUGGAGGCCUGGAGACGGUGGUGGCCAACUCGGCCUAUGUGUCGGCCCGGGGCGAAGGUGGGCCCUCCACGGCCCGGGACAAGAAGAUGCGGGCCAAGCUGAAGCUGCCUCACAUCACCCAGUGUGAACACAUCAAAGAUACCUUGGACCUGGACUUCAACUUCAUCUGUGUGAGGCAGCCGAUCGGCAAGAGGAUCUUCCAGCAGUUUUUGGAGGAUACGGAUGAGUUCAAAGCGGCCGCUGGCUUGUGGAAAAGCAUCGAGGACUACAACACCUUGGAGGAGGCCGACCGGCCCAAGGCAGCCCAGAAGAGCGUCAACAAAUACUUUGACUCAGCCUCCAAAGAGUUCUGCCCCUUCCUGGAGGAGAAGGCCAUCAUGAGGGUCAAGGAGGACGCCAAACACGGCCACGGCGACCUCUUCAAGGAGUCUGAGCAGCACCUCCUCAAGUACCUCGAGGCGAACGCCUUGGCCAAGUACAAGGAGAGCAUCCAUUUUGGCCGCUUCCUCCAGUUCAAGUGGCUGGAGUCCCAGAGCGUGACAGAGGAGUGGUUCAUGGACUUCCGGGUGCUGGGCAAAGGCGGCUUCGGGGAGGUGUGUGCCUGCCAGAUGAAGGCCACCGGCAAGAUGUACGCCAACAAAAAGCUGAACAAGAAACGGCUCAAGAAGCGCAAAGGUUAUGAGGGGGCGAUUGUGGAGAAGAGGAUUCUAGCCAAAGUCCACAGCCGUUUCAUCGUCACCUUGGCUUACGCUUUCCAGACCAAGGCAGACCUCUGUCUUGUCAUGACGCUGAUGAACGGAGGAGACCUCAGAUACCACGUCUAUAACGUGGAUGAGAAGAACCCUGGGUUUUCAGAAGCCCGGGCUGUUUUCUACGCAGCCCAGAUCAUCUGCGGCUUGGAGCACCUCCACCAAAACCGCAUCGUCUAUCGAGAUCUCAAGCCAGAAAACGUCCUACUGGAUGACGCAGGGCAUGUCCGGCUUUCAGACCUGGGCUUGGCAGUGGAACUAGAAGAAGGGAAAGACAAGACCACCGGCUAUGCUGGCACACCAGGAUUCAUGGCUCCAGAGCUGCUGAAAGGGGAACAAUAUGACUUCAGCGUCGAUUACUUUACCCUGGGAGUCACCCUCUUUGAAAUGAUUGCUGCAAAAGGUCCUUUCCGCAGCCGCGGUGAGAAGGUGGAGAACAAGGAGGUGACCCGCCGUAUCUUGAAUGACCCUGUGACAUAUCCAGACACGUUCAGCACUGAGUGCAAGGCCUGCUGCGAGGGGCUGAUGGCCAAAGACCCUGCCGCACGACUGGGGUUCAAGAAUAACGACUGCAGCGAACUAAAGAACCAUCCACUUUUCCAGAAAAUGAAUUGGGGACGACUAGAGGCAGGUAUGGUUGAGCCCCCCUUUGUUCCUGACCCCAAAGUGGUCUACGCCAAGGACAUAGGUGAUGUGGGUGCCUUCUCUACAGUGAAGGGUGUGAUGCUGGAUGAUACCGAUAAGGCGUUCUACGAUGAAUUCUCCACGGGAAACAUCCCCAUCCCCUGGCAGGAGGAGAUGGUUGAGACAGGGGUCUUUGGGGAGCUGAAUGUCUGGGGUGCUAAGGGCUCCAUCCCACGGGAUCUGGACCGCAAUGCGCCUCCUUCCUCUGCCACCAGCAAAUCGGGGACUUGCCUUCUGUUCUGA